Messenger RNA from Mercurialis annua (annual mercury), 3896 nucleotides. RefSeq lists its product as uncharacterized. The transcript has 10 exons. The coding region runs from base 812 to 3736 and encodes 974 amino acids. Gene Ontology annotation, biological process: proteolysis. The record is from RefSeq and is a predicted model, not a curated record. Gene Ontology annotation, molecular function: cysteine-type peptidase activity. NCBI's taxonomy places the organism in Eukaryota, Viridiplantae, Streptophyta, Magnoliopsida, Malpighiales, Euphorbiaceae.
CACUCUAUAUUUCAAAUUUGUUAAAUGUAUACAUUAGUGACUCAAGAAAUAAAAAAAUGCAGCAUUCCCUCAAUUGUUUUAAUUACUUUUCAGUUAUACCUCAUUUAAUUUUCAUUACCCUUUUACCCCUAACUGCCCACUAACACAUGCCUUAGCUGUUUAUUCCUUUAGCUUCGCCACGUCAGUCUUUCUUCCCCACUCUCUCACGUUAUUCAGCUGUGUCCAUUUUUGAAUUUCCAAAAACUGUAAAACCGCUAUUAUUUUUCAUUUAUAUACCUGAUUGUUUCCCUUGUUUUACCGUUCUUUCCUUCAUUUGAGUUUUAUUUUCUCCAUUAAUGGUCCAAACUCGAGCUUCUGAGCUUGCUGCAAAACGUAAACCUCCUAAAAUGAGAAAGAAAACGGUGUCUAGUCAUGUCACUGCGAAAACUGCUUCGUCUAGGUCUGAAUUGAAAGGAAAUGUGUCAACGAAAACCAAACCAGUGGCUGAAACUUCGAGGAAACGAAAGGCAUCUGAGCCAGGCCAUGAUUCGAAGAAGAAAAAAGGAGAUUCAGUUGUAGAACGACAUGAACACGCAAAUGCAAAGAUGUGGCAGUUCAAAGUGAACCCUGCUGAUCGUUAUUUUUCGAAAGUGCAUACCUGUAUGAAGUAUGAAAUACUGAAGGAGUUUAAGGAAAACUUAAAUGAACGUGAGUUGGAGUUAUUUAGGGAAUCCUGUUUUGGUUUUUUACUUGAUCUUCCUGAAUUUAAAGUUCAAAACCAGAUUACACAUUGCUUGUUGUUAAGGGAAAUUGAGCAGUUGAAAAAAAAAAAAUGUGGUUUGAGGUUGGUGGUUAUAGACUUAAGUUUGGUUUAGAAGAAUUUGCUUUAAUCUCGGGUCUUAGAUGCAUUGGUGAUAGUAAUAAAUUCUCAUAUAAACUGGACUCGAAUCGUCUUUUAGAUAAGUACUUUAAGGGUUUAAAUCAGGUUAGUAAACAAACUUUAAGUGACUUUUUUAAGAGUCGGAGAUGGGACUGUGAUGAGGAUGGUUUCAAGAUUGCAUUCCUUCAUUUUUUGCAUAAUUUCCUCCUUGCUUCUCCCAUGACUGUUCGUGUUCCUUUUCUUGAUUUUGAUAUUGUUGAGUCUGACAGACGUGACGAUUAUCCGUGGGGUCUAGAUGUGUUUAAUUGUACGUUUGUGUGUUUGAGUACGAAGGCAGUUAGGGAUGUUGAUAGUCUUAGGGAUGAAAAAAAUGGUGAUAAGUGCUACUAUUAUCGUCUUAUUGGUUUUCCCUAUGCAUUUCUAUGCUGGUUUUACGAGUGCUGCCCUUCUAUCACCAAUACAUACGUUCAAGAUAUCAAUUCAAGUGCAAUCCCGCGUAUCUUGAAGUGGAAACCUCCUUUCAACCCGAAAUACGUUCAUGUCGAUAGAGAUUUAUUUGUUGAGACUAAAACUGAUGAGGUUAUAUUUCGGUCGGUCUUUCCUACUGCUGCUGAACGGAGUGCCCUUUUUUUGGGUAACUUUUUCAAGAAAAACAAGGGUAAAGCUAAGGUUUCUGAUGAUGAACAAUGCAGUGAUAAUGAGGGGUUUGAAGAAGGUUAUUGCGCGGCGUAUGAUAUUUCGAAACAUACUGAUUCCACACAAAGUGCGUUUACGGAUGCGACUGUUACUGAAAAGUUUGAAGUCUUAUUUGCCGGUCAAAAGAAGUUGGAGGGUGAGCUUGCUGAUAUUAAGCGCUUAGUCACUUCUAAAUUUUCAGAAUUGUUUGCCGUUGUUAAUUCUUUGAAGAUAGCGCCUCAUGAUCGUGGUACUAAUAAUCAGGAUGAUAAUGUUGGAGCUACAAGUAAGGAUAGAGUUUCUAAAAGUUCUUCAAAAUCCCAAGAUGAAAAUGAAGACGACGUUGAAUCUUCUGAGGCUGUAAAGGAAAGUCAUGAUAGUGGCGAAGACUCAAAAGUUGAAGAUACAGAAUCUGAUGAUAUCUUUAUUGUAAAGCUGAAAAAGAAGACGAAAAACCCGUCUGAAAAUACAGAGACAUCACAUGAUGGCGAAGAGGAGUCUAUUGAGGAUAUAUCAGUAAAAGGCGAUGUGAAUGUCGAAGAUGAAGAAAUUGAUAAUGAAGUCUUGUCUGAAGUUGAUAAAGUUUCAGCUGAUUGUGAAGCAACAAACAAGGUUGAUAAAGUUUCAGUUGACGCUGUAACAAAUGAUAAGGUUGAGAAAGGUUCAGUUGAUGCUGAAAUUAAUGAGAAGGUUGAGAAAGGUUCAGUCGACGCUGAAAUUAAUGAAAAGGUUGAGAUAUUUCCAGUUCAUGUUAAAUCAAAUGAGAAGGUUUUUUUGGAUGCUGAUAUUAUCGAAUCUGAACAUAAAGACGAGGAUGUUGGCGAGGAAACUACUGAUGUUGUUCAACCUUCUGAAUAUAAGGAUGAUUCUGAACUUAAGGAUCAGUCAAAUAUUGCUGACAUUCAAGCUGCUCCUACGUCCGGAUCUGCUCUUGAACAUGAUACAGUUGAGCAGAGUUUGAAAGAUAUUCCAUCUCGUGAGGUUCAAAGUCAGAAAACUGGAUUUUUUGAUUCUCCAACUUUUGAUCCGACUGAUGAAAUGUUGGAAGAGACGGAGCAGAGUGCUAUUAGAAUUUCUGCUGCUCUGAAGGCCAAAAAUGCUGAUUAUGUUACUGCUGCUUUUGGUAUGGUUUCUCUAAAUUCCGAUAUAGUUACACCUUGUAUUCCUAAAAGGACUAUUAAGCCUAGUUUUGUCUACAAGUCACCAUUCUUAACCGAGUUUGGUUCUUCUGAAGGUGCCGUUGCUGGGAAUCAGAUAACUAUUGUUCGUUUUUGUCCAUUUGAAGCUGGCUCUAUAUUUGUAGAUAUUAAAAAGCAACAGGAUUUCCUGCUUUGGCUUUUGAAAGGAAUUGAUAAAAGAAAAAAGAGUAAGAUUUAUAAUGAUAAGGAGGCAUUGUUGAAUCCUUCCUUCAGGUUUGGUUCUAUUUCAAUUGAUGAAAAAGUUUGGCUUCAUACCCUCUAUACUCGUGGAAAGGCUCUAUCUUCUACGCAUGUUGAUGUUAUCUUGUAUUACCUGAGGAAGAAGGUUAAAAUUGGUAAAGCCUUCCAGAAAAGUUGUACUUCAACCGACAAUUUUUUUGAUCGAAGGAUACAAGCUUUGUAUAAGUUGUAUGAACCAACAAAAGAUUCUUCUGUUAUCUCUAGCAAACAUCCAGUUUGCGAUUAUAUUAUUGGCGGUAUUAUGGAUUGCAACAUAUGCUGGUAUGAUGCCGAUGACGUCCUAUUUCCGAUAAAUUUGGAGAAUGAAUGGCAUUGGAUUUUAGGACGAUUGAACUUCAAGGACAUAUGCAUUUAUGUGUACAAUUCACUGAGAUCAGCAAAACAUGACAAUGCCGCGCUUGAAGUUCUGAAGUGUUAUAGUGAGUUGCUGCCAUUGUUUUUUGAAAUGAUUCAUUUGUAUGAGUUGCACAAAGACAUCGAUGUUAAUACUGGUCCGUAUAAGGGAAAGAAAGGAACCGAUCCUUUUGAUGUGAAAAUUGUUGAAAAUCUGCCUAUUCAAGAUGAUAAUGACUGUGGAAUCCAUAUGGUUUGUGCUGCUGAAUUUUUCAUUGAUGGAAAAGAAAUGGGUCCUGAUUUUGUUGCUAAAGAACACCGUGCUCGCUAUGCAUCCUCUUUGUAUGCGUAUGGUAAUUGGAAGGAAAAUUCUAACUUUGUCAGUGAAGAUGAAUGUCCAGUCAAGUACAAGAGGCACAUCAAAAAUUGAUUUUUUUUAUGUAGUAGACUUUUUUUAUUGUUGUGACUUUUUAUUUUGAGAUGGUACCAUGGAUACUAAUACUGUUUUUAUUGUGUUUUAUAGUUCAGUUUUUUGUGAAUGCUUGUAAGAAUGCUUGUUUUAUGGUUAAUUAAUUGUUUUUGUUCAUUUA